AUUCGGUUCGUAGCGACAUCUACCAAACGCGUCCUCACGUGAAAGUGACAGCUCAUGCUGCAAGCACAGUUGCAAUCAAAGACAGCCAAAGAGGGUUCAUUGCAUGAGGCAUUACCUGUGGUAAUACCUAGGAGCUAGAUCAUGCCUUUGCAAGGAAAAGGAAUGAUUGACAUGGACCCACUGUCUCCAGGACCCUGUUUGGAUAUAAGCGAUGACGAGCUUGUCACAAUCACGGUUCGUGACUUGAACCGUCAACUCAAACUUCGUGGGCUUUCGAGAGAUGAAAUUGUACGGAUGAAACAACGGAGACGGACACUGAAAAAUAGAGGCUACGCAGCAAGCUGUCGCAUAAAACGUAUAGAACAGAAAGAUGAACUUGAAACAGAGAAAACGCAAGAAUAUAGAGAUAUGGAAGAUAUGCAGGAUGAUAACAACUCAAUGAGAGAGGAAAUAGAAUCAUGGCAUAUUAAGUAUGAAGCUUUAAAAAAAUUUGCCAUGGGUAAAAAGAUACAUAUUCCACCAGAACUUCAGACUAUGUGAACUUCCUGGAGUAUCAAAUUUGAUUUGCAGGUUGGCAUUAUUUUAUUAUUACAUAUCUAUUGUAUUAAAAUAAGGAAAAAAAAGAAUAAAACGGAAUUUCCUUAGUCAGCUCAGA
Molecule: messenger RNA, 655 nt
Organism: Athalia rosae (coleseed sawfly)
Lineage: Eukaryota; Metazoa; Arthropoda; Insecta; Hymenoptera; Athaliidae
Product: transcription factor MafK-like
Exons: 2
Coding region: 142-540 (132 amino acids)
Biological process (GO): regulation of transcription by RNA polymerase II
Cellular component (GO): nucleus
Molecular function (GO): DNA-binding transcription factor activity, RNA polymerase II-specific; RNA polymerase II cis-regulatory region sequence-specific DNA binding
Source: RefSeq, a predicted model, not a curated record